Molecule: messenger RNA, 453 nt
Organism: Gamsiella multidivaricata
Lineage: Eukaryota; Fungi; Mortierellomycota; Mortierellomycetes; Mortierellales; Mortierellaceae
Exons: 1
Coding region: 1-453 (150 amino acids)
Source: RefSeq, a predicted model, not a curated record
AUGACGAGGGUAUUCCGGCCUAUAGAAGAAACAGGCUUACUCCGAGUGACCUGGCGAGGCACAAGUCCUGAUGCGAUCGUGAUCCGCGGUAAAGGCUUCGCUGCUGAUGCUAUUACCGAUCCUGCGGUCCCUGUAACCGCAACUGGGGGUAUGCCAUUCGAUCCAGCACCCUUCUCACUCCUGGGUUGUGCAAGUGUCGUGAUAUGGUUCCUUGCCGAUGAGUCUCCUUCUGGUAUCACUGCCGAUCCAGCCUUGGCUAUCGUAGUAAUAGGCGAGUCUGAUCGCUUCUCUUUUGAGGUGCCUGUGAGUAGAGCGUGUCCAUUCGUCCGUGAUUUCUUGUCAGACACAGGUUGUGCAUUUGAUGCCGAAGAAGCGCCCUUGCGUUUUCCCAUGACCGAGUCGAGAGAUUGUGAACGGGGAGGAAUGAGAGGAAUGAAGGAAUGGGACGAAUAA